UUCUAAGUUUCUCCUAUGAAACAUCUCUAUUUCUCUCGUUUUUUCGAUUGAAUGAAUAUGUUAUUAUGCUUGUGAUGCUUUUUUAUUGUUUAAUUGUCUGUUGAUGUAUUUUGAUUGCUAAAAUUUGAAAAAUUAUGGUUGGGUUUGCAAUGAUUAUAAACAAUUCCUCGUUCUGAAUGCUGUUGCCACGGCAUGAUAGACUCUUUUACACCCAUAGAAUAUGAGCACCCACCAAUCUUUCUACUUUUCGUCUCUCUCUUUUUCCUAUUUAUCAAUCUUCAGUGGUAGCAAUUGAUUCACAAUUGGUUACUGUGUGUUAUAUUUUGUUGUUUAAUUGGCUGUUGAUGUAUUUUGAUUGCUAAAUUUUGAAAAAUUAUGGUUGGGGUUGUGAUGAUUAUAAAAUAAUUCCUCGUUCUGAAUGCUGUUGCCAUGGCAUGAUAGACCCUUUUACACCCAUAGAAUAUGAGCAACCACCUAUUUGUUUAUACCCAUUUGCUCCAAUUAAUGUACAAAUGGUUACUAUGUGUUAAUUUUCUUUGAACAUCUUUUUAUGAAUUUUCAAAUGAGUUGGAAUUGUGUGGAACAACGUUGAUGAGCUCUACAGACCUGUAAUGAUUUGCGAAAAUGAUCGCAACUCUUAAUGAACAUCUAAGGGACUGAGUUAUUCCACAUAUUCCAAUUGCUCCAUUGUUUUGCAUUCCUUAAUAUUUUUUUAACUGUAAAGCUUUUUCAUCAUUUAUAUGAAUUUGAACAUGUGUUGAUCGUUUGAAUCUCUUUAGGCUAUGCUUUACUUAAUUAUCAUUUGGGUCACACUUUGUGGUGUGUCACUUUACAAGUGAAGCUAUAAGGAUUGUUCCUCUCGCUAUCCUUUGCGCUCCGUUUGUGGUGUAUUUGGACGUUGGGGUACUAAAUUAUUGUCCAUAAUAUUAGUUUAAGGUCUUUGAUGCAGACUUUUCGUGCCCUUUGAAAGUAUUUUGAUUAGUAGCAUGUUUCGAUUUGUGUUGAUGGACAUCUGAUAGAGGGAUGAAUCCUUAUGGUUGAUUCCUUGAUACUUUGUAUCAAUUGUUAUGGAAGAGUGAUGUUGUCUUGAUGAAAGACUUUGCUGGUGAAGAUGCACUUUUAACAAUCUUUUACAUGGUUUAGUGAAGUAAUUCAUCCUUGCAGAUCUCCAUUAACCUUUGUUUACAGGGAACAUUUUCAUCUGAGAUAUCGUGAAUGAUUCUCUUUUCUGGAGACGAUUGUUCCUAGUGAAUUUCAGAUCAUCAUUGCUGCAAACUAGUCAAUAGAAAAAACUUAUUGGUGGUGCUGUGUAAUUGAAAUGGCCUAUCAAUGUUGAAUUGUUCUAAAGCAUUUUCAAUCUAUGCCUAUGGAAAGAAAAGUCAUGAAAAGUGAUCCAUAUGAUCGUAAAGAAAGGCUAGCCUAUACGUCUUUCUAGCGUACGUGCGGUUUCUUUCGAUUGGAGCAUGUGGCUACCUGGAUCAAUCAGCCUAUUCUAGUUUGCAUUGUGUCAUCCGAUUUUAGGAAAUUCAUUGGAUUGAGGAGUUGCUUCACACCUGGCCAUAUGAGGGAAUGAAAAUGAACUUGCCCCCCCAAAAAGGGAAAAGAACUGGAAAGGGAGAGGAUGGCCAUUGAAUCAUACAGUGUAAUUAUGCUUUUCAUAUCACAAAGCUAUGUUCUUGCUUUUUGUAUGUCAAAUGAUUGCUGAAAAAUAACGUGUUGUUGUCUUGUUGGAACUUUUUCCUUGUAAGUAGCAGAACAUAGUUACUAGCAGAACAAAUACACUAUGGGCAAAUUACUUGUGGAUCAAAUAUUACAAAAGACACAACCCUCAAACUGUGCAGUGGAAGGGGGGCUUUCAAGUAUGGAAGGCUAUGAUAGAGGCUAGAGAUAACAUAGAGCAUGAAAUAUGGUGGGAAUCAAGGAGUGGAACUGCAAAUAUAUGGUUUGACAAUUGGACAAAACUGGGGGCUCUAUACUACAUCAUCCCAGAAGACUUUGUAAUAGAUGAGGGUAUUCAAGAUGUAAAACAAAUAAUGUUGCAGGGUGGUUGGAAUAUGGAAAAAUUGCAUCAAUUGUUUCCUAUUGAUAUUGUGGAUCAUAUACUAGAAGACUUGCACUUUCAUGAACCAAAUGAGGAGUGGGAUAAGCCAAGAUGGAUGAUGACAGCAUCAGGUAAAUUCAGUUUAGGUACUGCUUGGGAGUUACUGAGGAGCAAAGCAACCAAAUCAGAUAUCUAUAAAAAUAUAUGGAUACCAGGCGUACCAUUUAAGAUCUCUUUCUUUGUAUGGAGGUUGUGGAAGAUAGUGAAAUGGGACUUUCUUUGUAUGGAGGGGUACCAACCAAGUUCUCUGGCAUUUUGUAUUAGGAAUGCAGCAGGUGAUCUCCAGUAUGCAGCAGCAAGAAGGAUACCAGAUGGUUCGAGCUUGAUAGCAGAAGCAAGGGCAAUACAUGAAGGUCUUCUAUACUGUGUUACACACACAAUGCUGCCAGUGGUGUUGGAAACAGACUCAUUGACUAUGAAAAUGAUCUUAACUGGGCAGUGGGAGGCUCCUUGGAGUAUAUCAAUGAUCAUAAAUGACAUCCCAAGGCAUAGGAGGGAUAAGGAAGUGAGGGUGGGGCAUGUUUUGAGAGAAGAAAAUGGACUGGCUGAUUUUUUAACUAACUUUGCUUUUGAUUUUGUAGGUGAUCAUCAAUUUGACAACUUUACUUCACUACCUGUAAAAGCAAAGAAAAUUUUAAAUACAGAAAAAUUACACAUACCAUACAUGAGGAUUAGACCAGCCAAAGAUCAUCACAUACCUGGUGAUUAGCAACAAGGUGAAGAACAGCAGCAACAGCCAAAUAGCUCUGGCUAGUAGAUAUACAUGUAAGCUGAGACAAUGAAAAUAUUCAAUGCAAGAUGUUCGCAGUUACAUCUCAAGGAAUACGAAGGAUUUCUACUCCAUCCUGGAAGCCCUAAAUAAAUAUUCUUUUUGACUUUGAACCAUAGCACCUGGUGAGAGAUUGUAGGUGUCUGAAAUGGCAAAAAGCCAAGGCCAGAGGAUCCGCAGCAGAGUACGCUCCAUUCAACAUUAGAUGUAAUUCAUCACCUUGUUUAACUUUCAAAUUAGGAUAGUUGUUCUUGCCUUUCCUUUCUUUUAAGUUAUGUACUUUUAUAUUACAAUUUUAAUAUACUACCAAAAAAAAUUCUUUGGUAGUUAAAAAAAAAAAAUAGUUACUAGGGUUGCACAUGAAUGGGUUGGUUCCGUUUUUUCUAGUAUG
This is a messenger RNA of Solanum dulcamara, 3261 nucleotides long. RefSeq lists its product as uncharacterized. Gene Ontology annotation, molecular function: nucleic acid binding; RNA-DNA hybrid ribonuclease activity. The record is from RefSeq and is a predicted model, not a curated record. NCBI's taxonomy places the organism in Eukaryota, Viridiplantae, Streptophyta, Magnoliopsida, Solanales, Solanaceae. Bases 1872 to 2810 code for a protein of 312 amino acids. The transcript is spliced from 2 exons.